Coprinopsis cinerea okayama7#130 is the source of this 2457-nucleotide messenger RNA. RefSeq names its product YagE family protein. Lineage: Eukaryota; Fungi; Basidiomycota; Agaricomycetes; Agaricales; Psathyrellaceae. The record is from RefSeq and is a predicted model, not a curated record. The coding region runs from base 1 to 2457 and encodes 818 amino acids. The transcript has 4 exons.
AUGGCGCCUCUCCCCAAGCCCAAGCGGACCACCAAAACGUCGCAAAAGCUCGUCGUGCUACCGUCUGCGCCGCAGACUAAACCGCUGCUUGAUGAAGAACCUGAGACGUCGGAUGAGGAGGCCUUACCUCGGGUUGCUAUCACCAGGAGUCGCUUGCCGCACCCGUUACCGCCUAGGGUGCCGACGAAAGGGAGGAUUGAACGUGCUCAUAUGGAACGAGCGGCGCGGGGGACGGAGGAAGUUGGGAGUGAGGAGGAGGGCAAGGGUCGCGCCGUCGAAGAACCCCGCCCUAUGAAGCGCGUUCGGGAGUACAAGAGUGCUGCUGAACGUAUGACCAAGGAGGAGAGGAAGAAAGCCGGUCUCAAGCGUAUCACCGCGUACUGUGUUGCUGAAGGGCUCAGGAUGAAGUCGUUGGCUGGGUUCUUGAAACGGGAGCAUAACGUUCAGCCACGGAUAUUUGACGAGGCGCUCUAUGCUAUGUACCACCUGCCUCUUCUCCCUGGAUAUGGUCCUCAAAUUAACGUCCGCUCAGGAGCUGCACCUUCCAUACUGAAAGAGUCCAGCCCUCUCAACCGUCAGAAGGACCUCUUGGGAGCGUUGGAAGAAACCGAAGAAGACGGCUACCACGAUCCUUAUUUCCAAUCUCAACAGCAUGGGUCCAACUUGGAAAUGCACCAUUCGGAACGCCCUCUACAUUCCCUGUCCGACACCCAGCUAAUUACGACAGACGCCACGGAUGGACCUGGAGAUCUCGGGUCUACGUUACCUGGUCUUGUUCGUCCUGCGUCUGUGGAGGAAGUCAGAGGUGCGGACGGCUAUGUCACGAGCGACUCCUUCGCACCAGUGGAUCCCAGCAGCUACGAAUCAACCGCUCAUCUCGAAGCGGAGAUGCUGAAGAAACAAUCCUCUUCCCGUUUCGACCAGUCCGCCUCCACCUUCCAGCCCGAAUACAACCCAUAUCCAUCCUCAAGCGAGGCAUCAUCGCCCAAGACCCUACGAGAAUUAUCCGGACCAUUCCAUUCCGAGCUUGGAGGAGGAGGAGAGAACGUCACGCAAGUGAUACUUCCGACCUCCGAGUCGUUCGUAGAGGCCGCCGCUGCCAGCCGAGGGCAGCUAGACGACCAUCUUGAAGGUGAUCGGUCAAUAGCUGCUUCGGAUGAGACUUCGUUGCACAAUCCAACGGUUGACACGAGUCUUAGCAGUAGUGCCCUAGACUCUGGCCUCGAGACUGACGACCCCGGUGCGUUCACUGAUCCUGGCGUCUAUGGCCCAUGGCCUAGGAACCCGAAAUCAGGAUUGUCGUCGUCCAAUGAGGAAAGAGGCUCGCGUCUCAACAUGGCCGCUACCACCUCAACGGGAACACAGACGGACACGGAUGGAGCAACGACUGAAGCGGAUGGCGAGGACAGCGGACAACUACACGGAGAUCGCCCAGUUACAGAGUCGACGCUCACAGAGACGGGCUCGGUCACUGCGGGGCAGGCCACGAGCGAUCUGCUACGGCCUCUCCAGAAGGAUGGGAGCGGGAGUGGGAGUGAUGUGACCGCAACCGCGGUCCUCGCCAAGAGCGAUGGCCAGUCGCCCGAGUCGACCCAGGUGCACACUAGUAACAACGUCACGGCCGUGAAUAGCUCUAGCAGUGGCGACAACUCGCAGACUGCAGAUAAACACGGGGGUGUUUUGUCGGCUUAUGAAACCCAGAUGGCGUACGAUAGGGAGAGGGAAGACGCGGAGUACCAGUUUGAGCAGGAGAGGGAGCGGGCGCGGCAGUUGGAAUACGAGCGUGCUUUGGAGAGGGAACGUGAAAGGGAGCGGGAGAGGGAGUUGGAUAAUGUGGCGGAGGUGGUGUUCUUUGAGUAUGGUGUGGUUGUUUUCUUUGGGCUGGAUGAGCGGGGUGAGAGGGAUAUUCUGGAUGACCUUGAACAAGCGGGCGCUUAUCGGCGCUUGAUGAAAGAAGAUGAUUGGGAGAUUGAGGAAUGUCAUUUUGCGCACGACCCUCAGAUCGCGUAUCCGCGUAUUUACAAUGACUUUUUCACACUCAAAUCCCGUUCUCACCUCCUAAAACUCGCCAUCGCACACGGUCUAGCACAAUCCACCCUUCUCGCGCGAUACGAAGCCGUCACAGCCGAAACCCUCACUUCCCCAAUGGCCCUCUCUAUCCCCCGCCAAAUGGCUGAAUCAGGCUCCCUCCAACUGCGGCGCCACGACGCUCUCAAACUGACAGGCCGCCUCUUCAAACUACGACGCGACGUCAACUUGGUCUCGAACGUCCUUGAUAUCCCCGAGCUGUUCUGGAGCGAGUCGAGUUUGAAGGAGCUUUAUGAUGCUGUGAGAGAUUAUAUGGAGAUUGACCCGCGGGUUGACAAUCUGAAUGAGAGGCUUGGUGUUGCGAGUGAUUUCGUGAGUACCUACCUCCUUUUGCCAUGUAUCUUUCUUUCUACUCUUUCUACAUCUUGA